AUUUUAUAACUUCCGUAGUAUUGAUAAAACUUUAUAGAAUCUUACAAUGAAAAGAAAAAGAAUUGAAUUUUUAGGGUAUUCAAGUAGCUACUGGAACUUAUACGGAAUUAUUACGAUCAUGUCCAGCAUUCACACAAUGGACAGAAACAACAACUCUUAGAUUACGUUCGGGUUCAACUGUAACAACUACUUCAUCUAGUCAGUUAAGUCUAUCUUCUGUUGUGCCGGAAUAUCUAACUCAAUUUUCAUUAUUACAAACAGAUAAAGUUAAUGACGAAGAAGAAAAUUUAUUACUAGCAUUAGCUGAUAAACCUAUACAAAAAGAAACAAUUGAAUCAAAACGAACUGGUUCUAUUGAUUUAAAUGUAUUGAUGCGUUAUAUACGGGCUGGUGGUUGUGGAAUAUUUGGUUUAUUAUGUCUUUUUGCAAUGUUUGCUGUAAGUAGUGUAACUACUUUACUUGCUAAUUGGUGGCUUGGCCGUUGGUCAAAUUCUGAACGUAUUCGCUAUGGAUCAACAAAUAUAAUGAGUAAUUGUUCAUCAAUGGAACAAUCACCAAUUACUAAUAUGUCAAAUGAAGAAUGGCUUAAAGAAAGAGAUAAAAAUUUUUAUGUUUUAUUUGGAUUAAGUUCAUUAAGUGUUAUAUUAUUAUUCAUACGAACAAUGAUUUAUUUUCUUUCAUGUCAUAUAACAGCUCGAUCACUUCAUAAUCAAAUGUUUAAUUCAUUACUUCGUGCACCAGUAUUUUUCUUUGAUACAAAUCCUAUUGGUCGUGUUGUUAAUCGUUUUUCCAAAGAUAUUUCAUCUAUUGAUGAAAAAUUAUCUGAUGUUACAUACCAUUUUGUUGAUCUACUUUUUGGCGUAAGUUCAAUAGCUAUAUUUAUUGCAUUUGUGCAACCAUUAUCACUUAUUUCAAUCGUGUUAGUUGCAUUUAUUACGGGACGAGUACGUCGAAUGUUUGCACCAGCUGUACAAGAUAUCAAGCGACUUGAAAGUUUAGGUCGAUCACCAAUUUAUUCUCAUUUAUCUUCAUCAAUACAAGGUAUACCUAUGAUUCGUUCUUAUGGAGCACAACAAACAUGUAUACAAGAAUUUUCUCAUUGCCUUGAUCAACAUACUCGAGUAUAUAGUAUUAUGCUUGCGAUGAAUCGCUGGUCAGCUAUGAGAAUUGAAUGUAUUGUAUCAGCUUUUGUUAGUUUUUUAGCCUUUUCAAUUUUACUUACACAUCGAAAUUUACCUAUUUCUGAUUUAAGUUUAAUAUUGGCUUAUUCAUUUACCUUACUUGGUUCUGUUCAAUGGAUUAUUCGACUUACUGUUGAUGUUAUGAUGCAGAUGACAAAUGUUGAACGUGUUAUUGAAUAUAUUGAUUUACAACCAGAAGAAUCACCAAAUGUUAAAAAUUUAAGAAGUUUGCCACCUCAAUGGCCAAUAGGUGGUAUUGUUUUUGAUAAUCUUUCAUUUCGUUAUUCAUCAACAAGUUCAUGGGUACUUACAAAUAUAAAUAUUUCUAUUCAACCAAAUGAAAAAAUUGGUAUUGUUGGUAGAACAGGUGCUGGAAAAAGUUCACUUAUUCAAUCAAUAUUUCGUAUGGCUGAAUUAAAUGGUCGAAUAUUAAUUGAUAAUGUUGAUACACAACAAAUUUCAUUAUAUGAUCUUCGACGACACAUUUCAAUUAUACCACAAAAUCCUGUUUUAUUCAAUGAUACAAUUCGAAUUAACCUUGAUCCAUUCGGUGAAUAUUCUGACAUUGAAAUUUGGAAUGCACUUGAUGAAGUUCAAUUUAAACCUGAUACGAUUGAUGGUUUACAACAACAAGUAGCUGAGGGUGGAUCAAACUUUAGUGUUGGUCAGCGACAAUUAAUUUGUUUAGCACGAGCACUUCUUCGAAAAAAUAAAAUACUUGUUAUUGACGAAGCUACAGCUAAUGUUGAUCAUAGAACUGAUGGACUUAUUCAAUUAGCUAUUCGACGCAAAUUUGUUAAUUGUACUGUAUUAACAAUUGCUCACAGGUAA
Rotaria sordida is the source of this 2012-nucleotide messenger RNA. The record is from the annotation of a GenBank genome assembly. Lineage: Eukaryota; Metazoa; Rotifera; Eurotatoria; Philodinida; Philodinidae.